Messenger RNA from Naegleria fowleri, 4704 nucleotides. RefSeq lists its product as uncharacterized. The record is from RefSeq and is a predicted model, not a curated record. The transcript is spliced from 2 exons. Lineage: Eukaryota; Heterolobosea; Eutetramitea; Acrasida; Naegleriidae. Bases 1 to 4704 code for a protein of 1567 amino acids.
AUGCAACAAAUUCCACCUAUAUCAGUCGGAGAGAAACUCCCAACACAACAAAUACCUUCGGCAGAGGUGGACCCAAUUCAUGAAGAAGAUAGUUUUUUCGUAGACAAUGUGUAUGAAGAAAAACAGAAAUCAUCACCAAAAGAAACAAAGAAGGCAUCAUCUCCUACAAAUCCUCAAACCCAGCACAACAUAUCCCCUAAUGUUUUAAACAUCAGCCCAAUCAUACCAACAAAUACAAUCUCGGUUUAUACCCCAUCAUCCCGAAAGAAUAAUCCUUCUUCUUCAAAAAGUGAGGUUUUACUUCCAAAAUUGUCAUCAUUAACCCAAAAACCCAAGUCACCCUAUGAGACAAGACCUCAAACGGCUCCUCCAAAAAAGCCUGUACUACAAAAAACACCAUCUAAGCCAAAACCGGAGGAGCCAAAGAUUGUAAAACCAUAUUAUAUCGAUAGAAAGAAACCAUAUGAUGAGAGUAAGGUUAAAGAAUUUAUGAAAAAGAAGCAACAAGAACUAAUUCAGCAGAAAGUUGAAUCUAAGAAAGCAAAGGAGGAAGCAAAGUUAAAGAAAGAGCAAGUGCUGCAAAGGCUUGAAGCCUAUGUGCAAAAAGUAAUUGUCAAGCCAAAGAAGAAAUCAGUAUCUCCAAAAAAAAAAUCUAAAAAGAUAGAGGAUCAACAAACCGUCACAACUGUUGAAAACCUUAUUAAAAAGAGAAGCAAAACGCCUCCCGCAUCCUCAAACAAAAAAGAAGACAAGCCAAAGAAAAAGAAGACAAAAAAGAUUGGUGCAGACAAAAAGCAUCACUUUGAGACAGAUCACGAAAUCCACACUAGGCCUUUUUCAGCUCCGUUAAAUGACCAAGAACUGAAUGCUUUUCACAAAACAGCCGAAAAAGAGUUGUUAUACGACCACGAAAUUCAACAACAUAGGAAUAUUUACAUUCCCAACAAUUUUCCGCAACAACAACUUCAUCCUCCCUCAUCUAACAAGGAAUCAAAACUCGUUAUUGUUAACACGCAGCCACAAGGAAACACCUCUGAUAUUCAAAUACAACACCCAGCACAUCGUUUUGCAUGGAUUGAACAACAGCAACAACCAAGAGUCUCGAAUGAUCAUCAAGAAGAUUUCGAUGUGGCUGCCGAGAGCUAUCAAAACAAAUCCAAAUCUCAAAUUCAACAACCUGUUGAAAACAAUGAAUCACCCACUCCAUUAUUUAUUAUGAACAAGAACCGAUCCCCUCAAAACACCGAAAACCGUCUUAGACAUUCAAUUUCUUCAAUCUCAUCAACCGUGCAACAACCCGCAAUAGAAAGUGACGAUGAAGAGCCAUUACAAGAGACAGAGACUGAAUCCUUCAAAAGUAGAUAUAAUUUCCUUGGCUUAGAUUCGAAACCUCUUCCAACAGCACAUUUACAUUCCACACCUUCUCCUUCCAAAGACACCCCACAAAGUAAGCACUCAGACUCCAAAGUGCCCUCUCCUAUUGAAGUUUCACACCACAAAAAAUCGCCUCAAAACAUUUUAGAAAGACUUGAUUUAAGCAGGCUCAAUAACAACAGUAGCGCUCUUUCACCUAGGUCUUCGUUAUCUCCUCGAUUAAUGCAGCCAAAGAGCCCAACAGAAUCAGAAAUACUGUUUGUAAUUAAUGCUUUGGCCAGAAAAAGUCGAAAAUUACAAGAAGCAGCUGCUAAAAAGCAUGAAACCAAAGAUGUUAGUGUUCAAGGAGUGAGCGAAGAAAUAUCUGUACAUAAACGGAAUGCUGAGGUCAAUACCUCUCCCCAGCAAACUAAGAGUUUAGAAAUGGAUAGACAAAGAACCAUUAUGUUAGAGAAGAAGCUGGAAAUGGAAAUCAAACAAGAAGAAGAAUCUCUGUCAUUGUUAGGAAAGAAAGCAGAAAUGAUCAUGUCUUCAAGCCAUCAUCUCUAUGAUGAGUCAUUUGGUGAGUGUACCUCUUCUGAGGAUGUAAUUAGUAUUUCCACUGAGUAUGAAGAAAGAGAGAGAAAAAUUGAAGCCAUGAAAAUGGAGCUUAAGGCUCUCAGAAUUAAGAAAAAGAAGCAAGAAGCUAAGCUUCAGCAAAUCAUAAGAUCCAAGAAAAUUGAACAAAAACUGAGAGAGGUUAAAAACGAGCUAAUUCUGCAAGACAAGAAACUUGGAGUUUCAUAUGACAGUGAAACUACCUCAACGGACAAUGACUCGCUUCUGCUCUCAAGCUCAGGAAAAAGAAGAAAGCUCAAAAAACAACAAGACCAACAAGGAGAUUGUACUCCUCAACCAGCUAUUGAUGAAGAAGGUCUAAAGAAAAGAAUAGAGAACGAAUUAAAAGAGCAACUCACAAAAAAGAUGGAGGAAGACCUUCUUAAAAAGAGAAAAGAAGAGGAAGAAAUCAUACGAAGAAAAUUAGAAGAAAUUGAAGCUGAUAGAAGAAGAAAAGAUGAAGAAAUGAAACGUAAAAUGGAGGAAGAGUUGGCUCGCAAACAUGAAGAAAUUAAACGAUUAGAAGAACAAAGUAAUUUGAAAAAGAAACUGGAAGAAGAAUCUCUAAGAAUGAAAAUGGAAGAAUUGAAAAAGCAAGAAGAGCUGCUUAAACAGAAGGAACGUGAGCUCUUGCUUCGAAAGCAGGAGGAAGACUUGCGAAGGCAAAAAGAAGAAGCUGAACAAAGAAAGGAACUAGAGAGACAGAUUCGACAAGUGCUAGAGCAAGAAAUGAAAAUUAAAAAAGAGUAUGAAGAAGAACUUCUAAGAAGACUCGAAGAAGAACAAAACCUUCGAAGACGGCAUGAAAAAGCUCUUCAACAGAAAGUUCAAGAAGAAGCCAUUCUCAAAAAACAACUUGAAGAAAAUAUUCUUUGCAGAAAAAAGAUGGAUGAGGAAACUAUAUUGAGGCAAAAGGCACUAGAACAAGAAGAGUUACUGAGAAGAAAUGCAGAAAAAGAAGAAGCUCUUUUGAAAAGGCUUGCACAAGAAGAAAUUUUGAGAAAGCAAAUAGAAUUGGAACUAGAGAUGUCUAAAAAGAAGGAAUUAGAGCUUCAGAGACAACAAGAGGACCAAACAAAGAUUCAAAAGUUGAAGCUAGAAGAAGAAAAGCUUAGAUCUAUGCUAGAAAAUGAAGAAAAGAAGCGCAAACAACUUGAGCAAUUAGCCCAGAAACAAAAGGAAGACGAAGAGUAUUUAACAUCAUUGCUUGAAAAAGAAAGAUCAACAACCAAGAGGCUAGAGCAGCAAGUGAAUGAGAGCAAGAUGAGACUCGAAGAACAAGAACGUUUAGUGAAGCUAAAAGAAGAACAAAUGAAAAAGAAUCAAUUAGAGCAAGAAGAAAAGCUUCGCAAAGAAAUCGAGCAAGCAAGUAAACAAAAGGAGCAAGAAUUAAAACUCAAAAUUGAAGAGGAAUUCAAGCAAAGAGAAGAACAAUAUCGAUUACAACUGCAAAAGAAGCCUGAAAAUAAGGAAGCCUCUGUUGAGACUGAAUUUGUUCAAGAGUUGAAGAGCGAUAACUUGAGAACAGAAGUUAUUGGAGAGGCCCAAAAAGAUUUAUCACAAAAUGAAGACCACUCUGAAGAUUGCAUACCAAUGGAAGCCCUAAACGAGGAAGUAGUGGAGGAAGAAGACACAUCAGUAACUCUCUCAACAGAAUUAAGCUUUACUGCAGAAGACAAACAGCACGAUGACCAUAACAUCAGCAUCUCCAGCAAUGAAUUUGAAAAGGAAGAAUGUACAACAGGACAUGAAUCUAAACUUACAAACGUGUUUGACGAUAUACCUCCCAAUUCCCCAUCACGUAAUAUUGAAGAUGACCUUGCGUCAUUGGAUUCUCUCAAUUCCUCGUUCAAUUCCUCUUUUAAUUCACCAGAACAAAACGCCAACACUUUAUCAGCUCAUUCUAUUCUGUUAAAGGAGUUCGACAAUACUGAUCAUGGUGAAGAAGAGGAAAACUUUGAUAGUAUGGAUGACCACUGCAUCGACGAUCAUGACAUUCAUCUCAAUAUUGACAAAGAAUCGAAGCAUAUCGAUGUGGAGGAUGAAAAUAUUUUCGCUUCAAACAUUGAACCAAAAGACGAUGAUGACACAAACUUCCAAGUUUUCACAACUCUUAGCUCGGCCCCUGUUUUAAAGGAAAAACAAAAAUCCACAAGCGUCGUACAAACCAAAGAGCAUAUUGAAGCAUUGGUCAACUCGUUUGUUACAGCAAGCGGAAUUGAAGUCUUUAAGACUGUUGGAUCAAUAUGUCCUCUUAUUGAAAGAUCUGUCCUUAGUAGUAGUGCGAACCCCAACCAAGAUGCCUUUAAUUUAUUGAUUCUCGAAACAUUUAACAGUUAUAUCAAGGAAUAUAACUCUAUUAUACAAUCAGAACAUGCUGGUAACACAUUUAAGGGUCAUAUUUUUGGAAGAGUAGAGGAAAGCACCAGAAAACGAAAAACAAUUUACAACAAAGUACCUGAAAUGUCACCAUUUGAUUAUGCUUUUGAGAGCUUGAUGACAGCCUUCGAAUUUUCCAAGAAUGAAAAAUUUGUGGAUCAUACUCUUCUUGACAUUGAGAACGAAUAUUUACCAAAGCACUCCAUUCCUUUAAUUCCAGGAGUGAUGCAACCUCUCGAAAAAUGGAAAUCCACCAAUUAUGAGGAAGAGUUAGUCAAAACAUUCAUCACAGAUCAAUUGUUUGAUGAACUAUUACUCGACACAGCUCAAAGUCUCUUGAAAGUUUUUGAAUGA